GAGGCCUAGCAUGUUCCUUUACCCUCAGAAUUAUUAUGCAAGCUUUUUCUUUCUUCUACUCUCCGAAUAAGACCAAUUUUCUCUCAUUUUCCUUCUCUUUCUGCAAGAAACAUGGAGAGGGAUUCAUCUGCAGGGUCACACAUGAAUCAUCAUGAUGAGCAGAAAGAAGAGCAGAAUCAUCAAGACUUGGAACAGCCUCAUCUUGAAGAAGACUAUGAGUCUCCGACUUUCAAUCUUCAAAAUGUUUCAAAAGUGAUUCUUCCUCCAUUGGGUGCUUCAAGUUAUAAUCACAAUCCAGCUCACCCCAAGGGAUGGAUCAUAUCCCCAAUGGACACCAGAUACGGGUGUUGGGAGAGUUUCAUGGUUGUUCUGGUAGGGUACUCAGCAUGGGUAUAUCCCUUUGAAAUAGGGUUUCUGAUGUCAUCUCCAACUCACAAACUCUACAUUGUGGAUAAUGUUGUCGAUCUCUUCUUUGGCGUUGACAUUGUUCUCACUUUCUUCCUUGCUUACAUUGAUCGUUCUACUCAACUACUUGUCCGAGACUCCAAACAAAUUGCUCUCAGGUACGUAUCGACAUGGUUCAUAAUGGAUGUGGCAUCAAGCAUCCCAUAUGAGGCAUUAGGUUAUUUGUUCACAGGCAAACGCAAAGUGGGUCUUACUUUCUUCCUCUUGGGCAUCCUUAGACUCUGGAGGCUCCGAAGAGUUAAGCAAUACUUCACCAGGCUUGAGAAAGAUAUCAGGUUCAGCUAUUUCUGGGUCAGAUGUGUUAGACUUCUUUGUGUAACGUUUUUUAUAGCACAUUGUGGAGGGUGCCUCUACUACUUGCUAGCUGACGUGUACCCUCAUCUAGGGAAGACAUGGAUAGGAUCAUUGAAUCCAGAUUUCAAAGAGACAAGCAUUUGGAUAAGAUACAUAUCAGCCAUGUACUGGUCCCUCACCACCAUGACUACUGUUGGCUAUGGUGAUUUUCAUGCUGUCAAUCCCAUGGAGAUGGCCUUCACCAUUUCUUACAUGCUCUUCAAUCUUGGCCUCAUUGCUUACUUGAUUGGCAGCAUGACCAAUCUUGUUGUUCAAGGAACUUGUCGUACCAUGGAAUUUAGAAACAACAUUGAAGCAGCAUCAAAUUUUGUGAGCCGAAAUAGAGUUUCUCCAAGGCUGAAAGAGCAGAUCAUUGCUUAUAUGUGCUUAAGAUACAAGGCAGAGAGCUUAAACCAUCAUCAGCUUAUGGAACAAUUGCCAAAAUCAAUAUGCAAAACCAUUUGUCAACACUUGUUCCUUCCUGCUGCGGAGAAAGUUUAUCUUUUUAAAGGUGUCUCAAGGGAGAUCUUGUCGUCCUUGGCUGCAAAAAUGAAGGCUGAGUAUAUACCUCCAAAAGAAGAUGUUAUCAUACGGAGUGAAGCACCGGAGGAUGUUUACAUAAUAGUGUCUGGAGAAGUGGAAAUCAUUGAUUCUGAAAACAAAGAGAAAGUUUUAGGGAUUUUACAAAGAUGGGACAUGUUUGGAGAAGUUAGUGCAAUUUGUUGUAAGCCUCAAAGCUUUACUUACAGAACCAAGACUCUCACACAACUCUUGAGACUCAAAACUAGUGAUUUUAUGGAGAUAAUGCAGACUAAAAAGGAAGACAAUAUACAAAUGCUAAAAAAUUUCCUUCAGCACUUGAAGAAGCUUCACGAUCUAAAUACUAAAGAACUGGUGAUUGAUUGGAAUAGAGAAGAUGACCCAAAUAUGGCUGUGAGCUUGUUAAAUGUGGCCUCAACUGGCAAUGCUGCUUUUCUUGAAGAGCUUUUAAAGGCAGGCUUGGAUUCUAGUGUUGCAGACUCCGAAGGCAAAACCCCAUUGCACAUAGCAGCAUUAAAAGGGCAUGAAGAGUGUGUAAAAGUGUUACUUAAUCAUGCAUGCAACGUACAUGCAAGAGACAUAAAUGGCAACACUGCACUAUGGGACGCCAUAGCUUCAAAGUGUUACUCAAUAUUCAGAAUCCUGUACCAGCUUUCUGCACUAUCUGAUCCACACACAGCAGGUGAUCUCCUCUGUAAAGCAGCAAAGAGAAAUGACCUGAAAGUGAUGAGUGAGCUUCUAAAGCAAGGCUUAAACAUAGAGUCCAAAGAUCACCAUGGUUCAACAGCAAUGCAAGUUGCAUUGGAAAAGAAUCAUGUGGACAUGAUUCAAUUGCUUUUCAAGAACGGCCAUGAACAUGAAGGAGGAGGGCAAGAGCACGUUUGGGGAAGAUAUAAUAAUAAUAGGCAAAUCUAUUCAAGAGUUAGCAUAUUUAGAGGCCAUCCUAUAUUGAGAAGAGAACAAGGUUGCAUUGAAGCUGGCAAGAUGAUAAGGCUGCCUAACUCAAUAGAAGAGCUCAAGAGCAUUGCAGGUGAAAGAUUUGCCUUUGAUGCAAAAGAUGCAAUAGUAAUUGAUGAAGGAGGAGCAGAGAUAGACUCGAUUGAUUUGAUUAGAGAUAAUGAUAAACUUUUUAUUGUUGAAUAGUUAUAUUUAUUGUAAUAUAUAGUGUAAGCUACUAAUUGCCACAUAUUUGAGGAACUGUGUUUAGAGAUUUCCCUAUCCAGACCACUCCCAAACAUCAACCAUAUAUUUGUCUUUCCUCUUGAAAAAAAAAAGAACUGUAAAUAUAUUAU
This is a messenger RNA of Prosopis cineraria, 2630 nucleotides long. Its product is annotated as potassium channel AKT2/3-like. Gene Ontology annotation, biological process: transmembrane transport; potassium ion transport. Gene Ontology annotation, cellular component: membrane. Gene Ontology annotation, molecular function: voltage-gated potassium channel activity; protein binding. The record is from RefSeq and is a predicted model, not a curated record. The transcript is spliced from 11 exons. Lineage: Eukaryota; Viridiplantae; Streptophyta; Magnoliopsida; Fabales; Fabaceae. Bases 112 to 2481 code for a protein of 789 amino acids.